AUGAAGAAACAAAAAAGAAUUAAAAAACAACAUAUGCUUAAAUGUACUACUACUACUACUACUACUACUACUACUACUACUACUAUUACUACUACUACUACCACUACUACCACUACUACCACUACUACCACUACUACCACUACUACCACUACUACCACUACUACUACUACUACUACGGUUACAUCGUUAACUCGAACCAUCUGA
This is a messenger RNA of Schistosoma guineensis, 204 nucleotides long. Lineage: Eukaryota; Metazoa; Platyhelminthes; Trematoda; Strigeidida; Schistosomatidae. The record is from the annotation of a GenBank genome assembly.